This is a messenger RNA of Cavia porcellus (domestic guinea pig), 914 nucleotides long. It is a transcript of the gene Hddc2, whose product is annotated as HD domain containing 2. Gene Ontology annotation, molecular function: 5'-deoxynucleotidase activity. Gene Ontology annotation, cellular component: cytoplasm. The transcript has 6 exons. Bases 91 to 690 code for a protein of 199 amino acids. NCBI's taxonomy places the organism in Eukaryota, Metazoa, Chordata, Mammalia, Rodentia, Caviidae. The record is from RefSeq and is a predicted model, not a curated record.
GGCCUGUGAACGUGAUUGGCUAAUGUGGCACUGAGGGCGUGGCCUUGGCGGAGCUCUCAGGCCUCUCCGUGUCACGUGACCCGGCCGGCUAUGGCGUCCGGCUCCAGCGGCGGCCCGCGUCAGCUGCUGCAGUUCCUGAGGCUAGUGGGGCGGCUCAAGAGAGUCCCUCGGACUGGCUGGGUGUACCGGAAUGUGGAAAAUCCAGAGAGUGUGUCGGAUCACAUGUACCGCAUGGCACUGAUGGCCAUGGUGACCAGAGAUGCCCACCUAAACAAGGAUCGAUGUAUUCGCCUGGCCCUGGUUCACGACAUGGCAGAGUGCAUCGUUGGGGACAUAGCGCCUGCUGAUAACAUCCCCAAAGAAGAAAAGCACAGACAAGAAGAGGAAGCCAUGAGACAGAUCACGCAGCUCCUGCCGGAGGACCUCAGCAGGGAGCUGUAUGGCCUGUGGGAGGAGUACGAGACCCAGUCUACCGCAGAAGCCAGGUUCGUAAAGCAGCUGGACCAGUGUGAGAUGAUCCUGCAGGCGUCUGAGUAUGAGGACCUGGAGGGUGAGCCGGGGAGGCUGCAGGACUUCUUCGACUCCACUGCAGGAAAAUUCAGUCACCCAGAAAUAGUCCAGCUCGUCUCUGAAAUUGAGGCUGAAAGAAACUCGAACAUCCCCACAGCUGCAGGGGAACCGUGUCCCUGAGCUCAGGGCGCUGUGACACACGGUUCCUUUCUGUGCCUGUGCUGUGUUGACAUCACUGUUCCCCGAGUUCGCCCAUGUGAAGUCCGCGUGUUUUCCGUUGUCUGGAUUUGUGGAAGAAAUAUGUCAUUUGGGCCCCAACAGAAGCAAGGUCCUGAACAUGGCAGGAGUGGGAGGAGGGGGGAGUGACUUCCUAUUAAAUUAAAUAAAAUGUUACAUACCUUAAA